AUGAAGACCGUGGCAACACUGUUCUUGAUGGUCGCUGUGGCGCGCGCUCUAGUCGCAACCAUCUCUGAGCCCUCGCUUAGCCAAAUCGGAGCUGCGGCGGCGACAGUCUUGCCCGAGUCCCCCGUUUCAAACGUGAAGGGUCUCAGUUUUGAUCGCUUUUACCAAAUUUGGUUGGAGAAUACAGCUUACACCGCGUCGGCGGCUGAUCCCAACAUGCAAUGGCUUGCCUCUCAAGGAAUUUUGUUGACCAACUACCAUGGCGUCACUCACCCCUCGGAGCCCAACUACUGUGCAGCCGCAGGUGGUGACACCUUCGGUAUGGACUGGGACCAAUGGGUUCAAGUACCCGCAAACAUCUCCUCAGUGCCAGAUCUCCUAGACACUAAGGGCAUCUCAUGGGCUGAAUACCAGGAGCACUUACCAUAUGCCGGUUUCCAAGGAUUCAAUUACUCCAAUCAGCAGACGUUCAAAGACGACUAUGUGCGACGACACAAUCCCUUGGUUCUCUAUGACGCCGUCGUUGCAGAUGAUACUCGGGUCCGCCAGAUCAAGAAUUUCACCGACUUUGAGAAAGAUCUGGAAAACAAGAGACUUCCCCAAUGGGCCUUUAUCACACCGAACGUCACGAACGAUGCCCACGAUACAAACAUCACAUUCGGUGCGAAAUGGGAACGCCACUGGAUGUCCGCCCUGUUGACAAACGAGUACUUCAUGAACAACACGCUUGUGCUUUUGACUUUCGACGAAGAUAUGUACGAUCUCAGUGACAAGUCGGCAACGUUUGACCAGAGCAACAGGGUGUAUAGCAUUUUGGUCGGUGGGGCCAUUCCUGAUCACUUGAGAGGCACCCAGGAUGAUACAUUCUACACGCACUACUCGACUAUCGCCUCGAUUUCUGCGAACUGGGGCCUUCCAUCCCUCGGACGCUGGGAUUGCGGAGCCAACAUCUUCGCAAUCGUCGCUAACCAGACCGGGUAUAUCAAUUACGACGUAGAUCUCACCCACUUGUACCUGAAUCAUACCUACCCAGGCCCAUUGACCACGGGAAUGCUGAAACAGUACUUUGGGGGCUCUUCUGACCUGAAAAUCACGGCUGAGUCCGCGUGGACUUGGCCUGUUCCCAACAUCGACGCUAAGUGCUCGGCUGGAAAUGGGGUUCUGGACUCCGUGAGGAAGACUUACCACGGCAUGAAAGCGACCUACAACUACACGUUUCCGUAUCCGUGGGAUGGAGUGAGCGGUUAUAACGUAAACGUGACUGCGACCCGCAAAUCAUCCAACACCACCUCCACCGGCAACAACACUUUCACCGUCACACAGUCCGCCAUUUCCAGGGCCUCUAGUGGUAUCAGACCCAGCUCGGGUGCUACUCUCAUCGCUGUCUUUGCUCUCUUUGCGCUUGUUUCGUAG
Messenger RNA from Penicillium oxalicum, 1410 nucleotides. RefSeq names its product Acid phosphatase. The coding region runs from base 1 to 1410 and encodes 469 amino acids. Gene Ontology annotation, molecular function: hydrolase activity, acting on ester bonds. Gene Ontology annotation, biological process: phospholipid catabolic process. Lineage: Eukaryota; Fungi; Ascomycota; Eurotiomycetes; Eurotiales; Aspergillaceae. The record is from RefSeq and is a predicted model, not a curated record. The transcript is spliced from 3 exons.